Molecule: messenger RNA, 1195 nt
Organism: Jaculus jaculus (lesser Egyptian jerboa)
Lineage: Eukaryota; Metazoa; Chordata; Mammalia; Rodentia; Dipodidae
Gene: Tsr3
Product: TSR3 ribosome maturation factor
Exons: 6
Coding region: 62-1036 (324 amino acids)
Biological process (GO): maturation of SSU-rRNA
Molecular function (GO): rRNA small subunit aminocarboxypropyltransferase activity
Source: RefSeq, a predicted model, not a curated record
UCGCGAGGCGCCUUCAAAACCUGUCGGGGUAGUGGAGCCUGAGUUUCAGUGCUAAUCCACCAUGGGCCGCAGGAAGGUGGCGCGGGGACCCGGGCCGGAGGGCAGCCGUUCUCGGCGUCCUCCCGGCCGAUCGCUGGAGGCAUUUACGGAGGAGGUGGGCGCGGCGCUGCGUGCGUCCGUGCAGCCAGAGGCGGCCGAGGACCAGGGCGACCCGGGCCCCACGAAGCUGCCCUGCGCCCUGGCCAUGUGGGAGCUCGGCCACUGCGAUCCCCGGCGCUGCACGGGCCGCAAGCUGGCCCGCCUGGGCCUGAUGCGCUGCCUGCGCCUGGGACAGAGGUUCGGCGGCCUGGUGCUCAGCCCCGUAGGAACCCAGUACGUGUCUCCCGCAGACAGACAGCUGGUGGCACAGUCUGGGGUCGCUGUCAUAGACUGCUCCUGGGCCAGACUGGACGAGACACCCUUUGAGAAGAUGCGAGGCAGCCACUUGCGGCUGCUGCCCUACCUUGUGGCUGCCAACCCUGUAAACUAUGGCCGGCCCUGCAGACUUUCCUGUGUUGAAGCUGUUGCUGCUGCCUUCUGCAUUGUAGGCUUUUCGGAUCUUGCUGUCAUUUUGCUUCGUAAGUUUAAGUGGGGCAAGGGCUUUCUGGACCUGAACCAACAACUCCUGGAUAAGUAUGCAGCCUGCCACAGCCCAGACGAGGUGCUACAGGCAGAACAGGAAUUCUUGGCCAGCACCAAGGACAACCCUGAGGAAGAGGAGAUUGAUCCAUUUGAUGUGGACUCGGGGCGGGAGUUUGCAAACCCCAACAGGCCUGUGGCCCAUACCCGGCUGCCCAUGGACACAGAAGACAGUGACAACUCUGAAGAGGACAGUGACGAGUCUGAAGAAGACAGUGAUGCAUCCGGGGAACAAAGGCCUGGUGCUAAGGAUGGAGGUGGCAGCAGCUGUACCCAACAGGUGGAAACUCUGGAACAAGCUGAGGCUAGGGCUCCCACCGAGAUUUGGAAAGGAAUCAAGAAACGACAGAGAGACUAAACGUUGCAGGCAUACACAUUGUUGAAGCUGGGGUGCAGAAACUCAGGUGGCAAUGGAACCAGGGGACAGACAGGUCUGGAAGGACUGGGCUUCUGUCAUUGUGACAGCCUGGCAUCCUGCCUUGGCACUAUUAGUAAAGCUGCAGACUAAGAGCCCCCA